Messenger RNA from Talaromyces atroroseus, 4164 nucleotides. RefSeq lists its product as hypothetical. The record is from RefSeq and is a predicted model, not a curated record. NCBI's taxonomy places the organism in Eukaryota, Fungi, Ascomycota, Eurotiomycetes, Eurotiales, Trichocomaceae. Bases 1 to 4164 code for a protein of 1387 amino acids. The transcript is spliced from 2 exons. Gene Ontology annotation, biological process: positive regulation of transcription by RNA polymerase II; DNA damage checkpoint signaling. Gene Ontology annotation, molecular function: histone binding. Gene Ontology annotation, cellular component: nucleus.
AUGGAUUCCCAGACAUCGGAUAGUCUGGACAUUGCAAAACUAAAACGUUUUGCGCUAGGUGGCGAUGAAAAUGAUUUGUCUCAUGCGCUUGUAAGCGAGGCUGAAUCUCAAUCUUCCCUCACCAGCCAAAUAAGCCAUGGAAAACGUGUUUCCCACCGAAGUCGACCUCGUGGAAAUAACAGGAAGCCUGCUAUUGCUGUCGAGGUGUUUUCGAACACAAAACGCCAUGUAAAAGAUACCGGCCAGGGGAAUUCGCAUUCACAAGAGCGGUUGAGCGGCGUUCCUGACUCGAUCACCCCCAAGAUGAACUCCGGAGAAAGCGGCCCAGGCGAUACUCAACCGAUAUCGCAGUCAAUUUAUGAGAAUAUUAUCGCUCGGGCGAAGUCGUUUCAUCCGUCACAGGAUGGCAGCUAUCCUCGUUCAGAUCUUCACGAUGUGGACCAGGAGUCUCUGCAGCUGACCGUCAAGGAGGGAGAGCCAGGACAUAUCGAUUUGCUGGCCGGCUUUGACUCGAAGAAAGCGACGGUCAUUCAUAAUAGCUCAGACGAUGACGAGCUCAGUUCGAAGGAGGGACCUUCGUCUCCCGUGCACUUAGCAAGCCACGAAGUCUUUCCAGAAUCGCAACGCUUUCUAGAGACUCCCAUGACCGCGGAGAAGCAGCGGGAUGCCCCGAAUCUGGCAACUACGACCCCGUCCCUUCCUCGUAACCCUCUUGCUGCCGAUUUAGGCUCAAGUGGUGGCACGAUGGCCCUCAGCCUCGCCGAACUUUUCAAGGCUACCCAAGCUCCUUCUUCGCCGUUUGUGAAUGGGCUGCCCUCUGCACCGCUGUCCGAUCGCCCUUCUCCUGAUAUUCCUAUCCAAACUCGUCCGCUGGGGGAAUAUACGUCUUCCCCUUCUCGCACACCUCGGCCGCACUUGAUUCGAAACCAUACCGAUCCUUUGUCAUACGUGCCCAUGGACGAAUCACAGAAGUUCCGCGACAAACUAAGCGAAGAGAAGCGGACUCGUUCUGCUGAGAAUAUCGAUUCCGAAGAGCGCAUUGAUACGGAUUUCGAGGAAGAGUCAAGUUUUGUUCAACGACUGAAUCGACAACGGGAGAUUGUUAAUGAAACAAAUAUCCGUUUGGCGACUGUGACCGAAGGGGAAUCUCCCAGCUCUAAGGCUAAGCUGCCCGCAAAACCGAUCAGGUGUCAAAGUCGGGAUGGAUUCUUGGAGGCAGAGCAUAAUGAACAAGAACAUUCUGCUUCCUUUAAUAACGAGGGAGCGAGCGAAGAGGAGACUGAAAAAGAAGACAAUGUUGCAAUACCAACUAAUCAAGCUCGUCGGGUUAUUUCAUCGUCCGAGGAGGACAAGGAAAAUCAGGUUGGGCUAUAUACCGCUGGUCCAUAUACAGCUACUCUGGCACAUGAUCGUCUAUCGCAAGCUUUGGAUCUAUACAAUGGUUCUACCUUGACUGACACUCCUCCAGCGGGACUCUCUUUAUUAACGCCCGAGGGAAAUAUUAUCAAAAUGUCAGAGCAAGUGAUAAAUGUACGGGAUUCUCAGCCAUCACCCAGUCAACGAUCAUCCAGACAUGUUAGAACCACAAGUCUUUUCUCUCAGCCUGAAUUUGAACAGAUUCACUCAUCCUAUGAUGACUCCUCUCCCCCCAGAAAAAGGCAACGUCAGAGGUAUUCCGCACAGGAACGUGGAGCUCAUCUUAUACAGCGCAAUUCUCAACUAUCACCCUCGAAGUAUCAGCAGUCUUCCAUACAGAAUCCAACGGGGUCAUCAUCUAUGCCGUCGGUUGUUGCCAACACUCCCGUUAACAAGAUUGGAGAUGAUACCGUUCCCGAGACAAGUAUACCGGAGUCCACUCCUGACCGGAUUCGUCAGCCAACUAUAACUCUAGAGGCUCCCGGUCGCCUUUCUUCUAUGCAGGAGACCGACAAAGAAGAUCCGGACUUGCCUACCAUACGUCACCAACGGCAAAGGAGAAACAUCGUUGGUAUUCCUUUACGCAAUGGAAGCCCCCAAGCCCAACCCCGAAAAUGGAGCGAUUUUGUCAGCUCCAGUCCUGCAAAGGGCGCUAUCAAGACCUUAUCAGAGAUAUCUGCUGAGCAGUUCACAAACACAACACCAGACGAUAUUUUGGAUAUUGAGAUUCUCAACAACGAAGAUCGAGAGUUUUCUAAGACAAUCGAAAGUCCUAGACAUUGUACACCCAAAAAAAGACUACAAACAGCCAGUGACUGGAUCAGUCCAGAUAUCAAAUCCUCCCUGGUACCUCCAGAAUCAAGUUAUGGCGUCAACGCUACACAUUCUUUACAUACUGAGACACAGGCCAAUCACCCAGAAUCUCCGGAGCCCUCAUUGAGACCCGCCAUUAUUCGACGUCAACGUACCAGGCCACCGCAACGCGAAGAUAUGUUUAAUAUGGACGAAUCGCCUCGCACUCGCACCCCAGCUACUAAAUCUAAUAUGUCACGAAAAUCUCAAUUUAAUCGAUCAGAAGAGAAGGCUUCUGGAUUACCUGCCUCAGAAAAGUCUAAAUUUUCCAACGAUAGCUCACGGCGCUCCUUUAUUAAUUAUACAAAUACCAACUCCAUUCAAGCGGAGCAGAUGGUGCGAGGUGCAUCCGUUGCGUCGAACAGGAACUUGUCGAACACCAACACACAAGACGAUAAUGCAACAUCUGAUAUUGAAUCUCCGGUGCUAGAAGAAGCAAUGGUUGCCCCAAAUCAAGUUCUCGCUUUCUGGAAUGGUCGCAAACGUGCCUAUUACCCUGCCACUUACCUCCGUUCCUGUGGGCCGCAACGUUGCAUGGUAAACUUCGUGGACAGUGGACCGGUAGAGGUAGCUCUUGGAUCGGUUAAGAAAUUACAAUUGCGUGUCGGAGAUGCAAUCAAAGUCGAUUUACCGAAUGUGCCCAAGGUUACUCACAUAGUCCGAGGGUUUUCUCAGCAGCUUAAACCUGGAGAUCUAUUGAAAACAAAUGACUACGGGCAUUUUCCUGUCACAGACAUAUAUGGGUUCUCGACCGUCAUCCUUGCUGCCAAACAACGCAAGAGCCUUCCAGGUGGCGGCCAUUUAGAAAGUGAACAGACGAUCGAAGUUCCAAUACACAGUAUAUAUCUAGACAUGAUAUUAUGGAACCAGUUGAAAGGCCGCUCAUUUGCACCUGAUAAGAAACUGGAUCCAACGCUGAACGUUAUCCAGACCCCAAGCCGAGGUGCUUCGACUCCUGUGUCGCCAGGGUCAAAGGUUUCACGUACUCAACUUCCUACACGCGUAGGUCUCUUCUCUGGGAUGAUAUUUGCCGUCUCCUUUGGGGACCAGGAUGUCACAAAGGCUCGACUCACAAAGCUGAUUCUCGAGAAUGGUGGUCAGAUCCUCCAAGAUGGAUUCGAGGAACUCUUUGAAUUCCCAUCUAGUGUGCCGCCUGUUACACACACAGCCACUUCUUCUCAAAUUCCAAGCACCGAGGAGUCCAUACACUUUCGCCUAGCGCCCAAGUUUGAAAAUAUAGGAUUUACUUGCUUGAUAGCAGAUAAACACUCGCGUCGAGCCAAGUAUAUGCAAGCUCUUGCUCUCAAUGUUCCUUGUCUUUCUAGGAGGUGGAUCGAAGAUUGUGCUAGCCACAAUCGUAUCCUUGGCUGGGAACAUUAUCUUCUUCCUGCCGGUGAAUCCAAAUACCUCCAUGGGGCUAUCAAAUCCAGAGUGCUUACACCAUACUCCGCGGAAACUACCAUGUUUGCAGAAAUGAUCGACGGACGCGCGAAACUUCUUGAUGGUCAAUCCGUGCUUUUGGUCUUGGGACGUGGGAAGACCGAAGAAAGACGCAAAGCUUAUCUUUUCCUUGCCUAUGCUCUCGGAGCUACAAGGGUCGGACGUGUACUUGAUCUGAAAUCUGGCAAGAAAUUGCUUCAUACAAACGCUCGGAACAAUGCCGGGAAGUGCGGAUGGGAUUGGCUCUACGUCGACGACCACGAGGAGGCCGCAGCGAAGGAGAUUAUAAUAGGCAAACCUUCGGAUACCGCCAACAAUAGCAGAAAGAGAAAGCGAUCAUCUAUAUUCACCAAUUCCUUCGGAGGAGCCGAGACCGCGAGGGAUGAGGGGUCGAUACAAAUUAUGAGCAACGAAUCUGUCUGUCAGAGCUUGAUAUUAGGAAUGAUCUGCAAGUAG